Culicoides brevitarsis is the source of this 1439-nucleotide messenger RNA. RefSeq names its product mitochondrial dicarboxylate carrier-like. The record is from RefSeq and is a predicted model, not a curated record. Gene Ontology annotation, molecular function: succinate transmembrane transporter activity; antiporter activity; malate transmembrane transporter activity. Gene Ontology annotation, biological process: thiosulfate transport; succinate transmembrane transport; oxaloacetate transport. Bases 222 to 1091 code for a protein of 289 amino acids. Lineage: Eukaryota; Metazoa; Arthropoda; Insecta; Diptera; Ceratopogonidae. The transcript is spliced from 5 exons.
CAAUUAGUGCUUAUGUGUAAACUCUUAAAAUUGGACUAUCAGUCGUUCGCAUACCUCAACACUGGUACCUACGUUAAAACCGUAAUUUUAUAUUUUUAUUCUGGUUGUCAAGUAAAUAAAAAUAUUUUUUAAGGGUUUUCACAUAAACACUUUAUAUAACACUCCAAUUAUUAAUAUUCAGUUGUCAAUUUACUAUCGGGAAAGAUCGUUGUGGGGUGAAAAUGGCUAUCGUAUUACCUGAUCCAAAAAACAAAGUAUCUCGAUGGUACUUCGGUGGACUUUCUAGCGCUGGUGCUGCUAUGAUAACUCAUCCGCUGGAUCUUCUAAAAGUUACGUUACAAACACAGCAAGAUGGCAAACUGUCGGCUUUACAGCUAACGAAAAAGGUUUUGAAGCAACAAGGUAUACUUGGAUUGUAUAAUGGGCUCUCGGCUUCACUUCUCAGACAAUUAACGUAUUCAACAACUCGAUUUGGGAUCUAUGAAGUAGGGAAGCAAUCGAUGAGCCCAGACUCGGGAUUUGUUCAAAAAGCAUUUCUUGCUGGAGCAGCUGGGUUUGCAGGGGGAUUUGUGGGAACACCUGCUGACAUGGUUAAUGUUCGCAUGCAAAACGAUAUUAAACUACCCAUGGAACAACGUAGAAACUAUAAAAAUGCCAUUGACGGUUUAGUCCGUGUCGCUAGAGAAGAAGGUCCGUUGAAACUAUUUUCAGGUGCUAGUACAGCGAGCUCACGUGCUGUUUUCAUGACUAUUGGACAGUUGUCAUUUUACGAUUUAGUGAAGACUAAACUAUUGGGAUUAGGACUCAAGGACAAUUUGACAACACAUUUGUUAGCAAGUUCAACUGCUGGCGCGAUCGCCACAACAAUGACCCAACCGUUAGAUGUGUUAAAAACGAGAGCUAUGAAUGCAAAACCUGGAGAAUUUAAGGGAGUUUGGGACAUUGUAAAACAUACAGCAAAACUAGGUCCAUUAGGAUUCUUUAAAGGCUACGUACCUGCUUUCUUGCGACUUGGUCCUCACACAAUUUUCACUUUUGUUUUCUUGGAGCAACUUAGAAUUAAUUUUGGAUAUUUUAAAGAGAAAAAUUAGAAUCUCUGGAUGUGUACAGUUACAUUUUAAAGUGUUGUUGUCUGCUUUUACGUUGCAAAAAAUGUUUCCGCUAUACUGUAAAAAAUAGCUUAAAUUCUCAUGAAUGCAUUUAAAACUACCCCAUCAAUAUUAAUUUCAAUAGCUAAUUUAUACCGAACUUAUUAACAGAUACAUUCCAACAGGUGCAAUAAUUGUUAAAUAUUUAAAAAAAUUAUAUUUUAUUGUUGAAAAAAUAAUACAAAUGUUUUAUUCUGGUUUCACAAUCAUGAUUGUGAUGAUUAGUUAGAUAAUAGGUACUAUAACUUAUGUAACUGUUCAAUAAAUAUCACUUUAUUUCAUUUUUGUUAU